Mesocricetus auratus (golden hamster) is the source of this 2384-nucleotide messenger RNA. It is a transcript of the gene CUNH7orf57, whose product is annotated as chromosome unknown C7orf57 homolog. The record is from RefSeq and is a predicted model, not a curated record. NCBI's taxonomy places the organism in Eukaryota, Metazoa, Chordata, Mammalia, Rodentia, Cricetidae. The coding region runs from base 529 to 1422 and encodes 297 amino acids. The transcript has 7 exons.
UGCUGUGGUUCCGCGUCUCUCUAGGAGUUUGGAGUGGGUCUGGGAGUCCUCGAAAGAACUUCAGCGGCAGGGACUGUAGACCCUAGAUCCGGAGAGCCGGGAGCCUCGCGGUGACCCCGAAGCCUGCUAAACCCUGCGGCCCGCGAUGACCUAUAGGACACUUAGUAUACUCCUGCUGUCUACCUGGCGUGCACGUGCCCUUGCUGUUUACCCCGCUUAACGUGCUGGGUGCUGUCUAUCACUUCGGUGCACCCACUGAAUGCUCCCGGGUGAAUACUCUGUCGCAUGUUUUCCCCUGCUGUGUGUCCGGAGUGGACGCGGCGCUGCGGUGUGCUGUGCCAGCUCUUGGGUGUGAGGCGUCUGCAGGUGUUGUCAGCUGGAGGCGGGCGGAACCGCGAGCGUGCUGACUUUGCCCCUGUAGCUUCUGCUCACAGAGGGCGGGUCGGCAGCGCCCAGAUACCCGGAGAAGCCCGGCUCAGCAGCUCCUUUCUCUUCCCGACGCCGACGACUUGCUAGGAGCAUCAGGCCAUGAGGAACACCAGCAAGGAGGUGCAGGGCGCCUCCCAGCGCUACGCUCCUUGCGACUGGUAUUACCACCUGCCUGUGAAGCGCUCUGAGAAGGCUGUGGAUGCCCCACCCGCAUCCCAGAUCCCAGGGCUCAGUGACUUGGGAGACUCCCCAAAUGGAGACAUGCCCCGUGCUCGGAGAUACUGGAUAAAAGAAACAGACUCAGAGUAUGUGAAGCUGGCCAAGCAGGGUGGCAGACCUGAUUUGCUGAAGCACUUUACCCCCGGGACCAGGAAGGGCUCCCCAGUAGCCUACUCCCUGCCAGACUGGUAUAUCCACCACAGCAAACCUCCGACAGCCCACCAGCGAGAAGUCCCCGUGUUCUCCAUGCCAGAUUACAUGGUGUAUGAAGAAUUCAACCCUGAUCAGGCCAAUGGCAGCUAUGAGUCCAGGCGAGGCCCCUUUGAUUUUGACAUGAAAACAGUUUGGCAAAGAGAGGCUGAGGAACUUGAGAAUGUGAAGAGAAAGGUGAAACUGCCAGCCAUUAACUCCAAGAAUGCCAGCAAAGCGGGGACCCCAGUUAGUCACAAAGACCUUGAAGGAAGCAGGCUGUCAUUGCCUCCUAUGCCUGGUCAAAAAACCAGUUCACCCACAAACUUUUCCAAACUUAUCAGCAACGGCUAUAAGGAUGAGUGGUUACAGCAGCCGCGAGCUGAUGCUGACAAGAGGACUCCAAAGACAUCCAGGGUAUCCUUGUCCACCCAGUCCACAAAGGACUCAGAAAGUACCCAAGACACAGAGACACCCCAAGAUCCAGAGGUCCCCGAAGACUCUGAGGAAACUCCAGGCGCGUUUGGUGGUGAGGAUGGUGCAGAAGGAUCACCAUCAGAAUCAACGCCCGCCGAGCUCAAAUAAACCUGGACAUGCUGUCUGGGGACAAGCCUUUUAGUUGCUGUCUGUAGAGUGACCAUGGACAGCUUUAUUUUCAGGCUUCUGUUCUAAUCUAUUAACGUAGAGUCUUACGGAACAGCCUGCCUUGAGUAGAGUUGAGAUCACCAUAGCAAAUGCGGGAUAAGUGUGGACUUUGGUUUCUUGCAUUUCUCUGGGUGGCCUUGCUGGCCUGGUGACUGCUGAGACCAGAGUGUUCCUGAAGCUGACCUCUGCCAUCCCGUCUGCACCACAGUGUGGAGCGUUGCUGCGAGACUCUGAAAGGGAAGAGACUCACAAACCUCAGCUUUUCCCAGCAUUUGGUCCCAUAAUCUUUAUAUUUUGAAACGAUUUCCGGUUACACAGAAAUGACUAAUUCUAGAGCCAUGUGGCAAAAUUUGUCGUAACAAUAUUUUAUUAUGCCUUGAAGUUUUAAGCAUUCCAUAUAAAACAUUGUAACAUUACUUUAUAAUGUUUGCUAAUAGUUUGAGUGCAAAUUGAAGCCCAGAAAUACCGAACAUUUAUCGUUUUAUACCCUUUAGGUAAAAAAUAUAUAUUUAAUCUCAAUUAGGCUAUUUUAAUUGGCUUCAAAAAAACAUUUUACUAAUCAUACUGAAUGCUCUUGUUUUAUAAAUGUUAUUGUUGUUUCUAUAUUAGUAAUUAACAUUAAAAUAUAUUUUAUAUUUUCUUCAUUAAAAAAACAAUAAUCUUAUCAGGAAAAGUUUCUAGGAAGCCGAAUAGGGUCAGCACUUCAGUGUCAUUCCUGGAAUCAACUUAUCAUGCAUUUGCUAGGUUGAAGUUUAAAUUUCAAAUUGGUUCUUUGACUCAAGUAGUUAAUUGAGCACUUACAUCUCUGCCACUUUAUCAGAAGGAUGCUACUAUGGUAAAAUAUAUCUAAUAUGUAAAAAUAUGAAUGAGUAUGUAUAUUCAAUAAAAAUAGUAUGUCGCUA